AUGCGCCCCGACCUUCGAUCGAGAGCGGAUACGCCCGUUCUUUCACGACCUCGACGACGAAGACGACGUUCACGAUGCAGGAGAGACGUGCUCUGCCUCCUCCUCCCCGCCCUCCUCUCCUCGAUCAUCGCGGGUGGCGUCGCGCCUUUCAAGACCUAUGUGAUCGGCCAGUCCUUCAACGUGUUCGUCCAGUUCCCCCUCACCCCCAACCCCCCGCAAUCCGCCAAGGACGCCCUCAUGCACACCGUCGGCAUCAACGCCCUCGAGCUCCUCGGCCUCGCAGUCGGCUCGAUCGCGCUCGGCUCGAUCGCGCUCAGCAGCCUCACGUCCUGCCUCUGGAUAUGGACCGGCGAGCGCAACGUCCUCGGCUUCCGCCGUCGCGUCUACGCCGCCUUCGCGCAUAAGCCCAUAGCCUGGUUCGACACCACGGUCGCCCGGGGUGAGGGUGCGGGCGGCAUAAUGGCGACAUCCGCGCGGGAGACGGACGACGUGCGUGCCGCAUCGUCCCUCGGCUUCGGCUUGCUCGUACAGCACCUCACGACGCUUGUCACCUGUCUGGGGCUGACGUUCUCGUGCUCGGCGGUCCUCACCUUCGUUACCCUGUCCUCCUUGCCCGUCCUCGUCUUCGUGCAAGCGAUUUCGCAGCGGUUAACGGGGCCA
Messenger RNA from Schizophyllum commune H4-8, 660 nucleotides. RefSeq lists its product as uncharacterized. Gene Ontology annotation, cellular component: membrane. Gene Ontology annotation, molecular function: ATP binding; ABC-type transporter activity. The transcript has a single exon. The annotation marks the transcript as partial. The record is from RefSeq and is a predicted model, not a curated record. Lineage: Eukaryota; Fungi; Basidiomycota; Agaricomycetes; Agaricales; Schizophyllaceae. Gene Ontology annotation, biological process: transmembrane transport.